Messenger RNA from Diabrotica virgifera virgifera (western corn rootworm), 2083 nucleotides. RefSeq lists its product as uncharacterized. The record is from RefSeq and is a predicted model, not a curated record. NCBI's taxonomy places the organism in Eukaryota, Metazoa, Arthropoda, Insecta, Coleoptera, Chrysomelidae. The coding region runs from base 165 to 677 and encodes 170 amino acids. The transcript has 4 exons.
GUAUAAAAUUUGUAUAGGCAACUUCCGAACACGUCUUAGUAAUACAGGUUGCCGAAUUUCGCUAGGCUAGAUUAUCACAGAUGUCAAACUUAAGUAAAUAAAUCAAAUUGAUUUUUGUUUACUUCGAGUCCUUUUGAUUUAAUAAAGUGUAAAGUAAAUAUUCAAUGGAAUUCAAAAAACGAACUGUUCAUCUUAAAAUAAAAUAUUUUGAUUCAUCUGAGGAAACUCCAGAAAUUGUGAAGAAAACUAUUGAAAUACUGCCACACACUGAUGGUACUAUCUUAAAAUCAGAAUUGUAUAAAAUAUGUAACGUCAACAAGGAAAAAGUGAUGAAGAUUCGUAAUGGAGAGGGAGCUCUUGUCCCAAUAUCUUUUCUAGCUGAUCCAAAUGUACCUGACAGAUACUUCCAAAUAGACAUCACUAACAUUUCUUAUGUUGAUAGACCCACAGCUAACCUCUUACAAGAUGCGUAUGUUGAUGCUGUUCAACAAAAGAUAAGAACUUUGGAAUCAAGGAUAGCUCAAUCUGAGUUACUCCUGCCUCAGCUAGAAUGGCGUCGACAGGCUUAUAUGGAAGACACUGUGAACGGAUUGAUGUAUAAAGUUGGAUUUUUAAAUCGAAGAUUCGAUGAGCUGUUACCCCAGUUCACUGCAAAACAUCCAGAAACCAUGGCUUAAUGUGACCUCAAUGGUUCAAAUGCAUGCUUUCUAAUUCUGUUUCUGGUUAAAUUUUUAAAAAGAUUCAUAGAAGUACUUGUUUUAUUAAUUUUAUUUUUGAUUGAAAAAAUAUUUGUCCGGAUAUAAUACUUGAAAAUAAAAGAAUCUGAAAUAGAAUCAGCAAUUCUACAAUUGACACACAUAUCAAGAUUUCCAAUGAACUAUUUUCUAAUAUAGGUUCAAGUAAUAUAUCAAAGACAGAAAGAAGAAAACAUAAAUGCCAGACAAAAACGCAAAAACCAAUAAAUGAAAGCCAUGCUGGAACAACGUUGUAAACGCCAAAUCAGAUUUUGUCGACACCUUGAGGAAAAUACGUUAUAAUUGAUUAUGUUCAAAAAAGGAAUCUUUACGAGCGUAAUAUGAUAGAAUAAAGAUUGCAUAAAGUAAAGUCUCGUAAUAUUCACCACAGUCGGCAAUACAUUAUUUUGCUCAUAUUGUACGUUUUUCUAUGGAGCGCCUACAUUUGAAACUAUUGGCGGUUACAACGUUGUUUCAGCAUAGAGAGGAUGAACAAAAAAUGACAGGACACGUUGAACUAAUAUAGACAAAAUGUUAAAGCCUCCUUCGAAGGUCUAAAUAAAAAUCUAACAAAUACUAAAAUAUCAGUAGUAAAAGAAUCGAUCCAGAAUAUGACAGAUAAAGUUCAAAAAUUCCGCAACGAAACACAAUAUUUGAGGAAGUACAAAAUAACACAGUUAAAAAAAAAUAUUUUAAGAAAAUUAAAGACAUCCGAGACUUGAAGAAGAAAAUAAGCGAAGUUGGGAGUCUAAAUACAAUAUAAUGUCAUAAUGAUAGAAAACUACUACCAAACAAUAUUUAAGUCAAAAGCAAAACCAGUUGCAGAUAAAGAAGAAAAACACUGAAAAGUACAAAAAAUGUUUCUGAAAAUCUGAAGAUAAAUUUUAGAAAUAACGGGAAUUAAAACGGCUAUGCUAAAUAAGAAAGCCAUAGGUAAAGAGGGAAUAAUAUUAGGAAUGAUGAAAUAUGGAGGACAUACAAACUGUUAUCAGUUUAUAUAAGUUGUUUGUGAAGAUAAUAACAUUGCAGCUAACAAAGGAACUGCAUCAUAUACAAGGAAUAAAAAAAACUGCGAUAAAAAUCGUUCAAGAUAAAUAAUAAUUCUUAAAACAAGUUUAUGAAACCAAUAUUACUAUCAGAUGUGUAUAUGAACUAAAACCUGUAAAAUUAUGUAUACAUUAUUAAUAUAUCAAUUUUUAGUAAUUUCUAACUGUAAUCAUAAAUAUUUUCUACACACUGUGAUGUAUUCAAACUAAUCUAUUUGUAAUCUAAAAUAUAUGUUCUUAUGUUUUAAUAUAUUAUGUAUUGUUUAUAAAUAUAUCAUUGCAAAUAAACCACAAAUUACAAAA